ACAACAACAACAACAACAAAACCAAUAAAAGAACAAUGUCUGGUUUGUUGCAGAAAAGAAGAUUAUAAUGAAGCCUUUAACUUCUCUUCAAAACCAGGCUUCUUAAACGCAUGUGGCAAAACCACAAAAGGUGACAUGAUGCAGAGGAUAUGCACGGCUGCAGAAGUGAGGAUAUACUUCAAUGGAUUAUUAGGAGGUGCAAAGAGAGCUACGAACUACUUGAAACCGAACAAGAACUGCAAUCUGUCUUCUUGGAUGUCUGGAUGUGAACCUGGAUGGGCUUGUCGUACUGCUAAAGACGUGAAAGUUGAUCUCAAAGACGAUAAAAACGUUCCGGUAAGAACUCAGCAAUGCGCGCCUUGCUGCGCAGGUUUCUUCUGCCCUCGUGGGAUUACUUGCUGUCCAUGCAUCUUUUCCAUUUUUAGCCAAGGAUCAGUCAAGAAAGUUGAAGAAUACUUCUCCAGCCUUGGGAUAAUUGUCCCUGAGCGUGUGAAUCCUCCUGAUUACUACAUUGAUAUACUGGAAGGAAUACUAAAGCCAAGCACAAGCUCGGGGGUUACUUAUAAGCAGCUUCCGGUUAGGUGGAUGCUUCAUAAUGGGUAUCCAGUUCCUUCAGACAUGCUCAAAAGCAUUGAAGGUAUGGCUUCUGCUGAGAACUCUGCUCAUGGUGGGAGUGCUCACGGGAGCGUUGUGGGAGAUGAUGGAACAUCUUUUGCUGGAGAGUUCUGGCAAGAUGUCAAGGCAAAUGUUGAAAUCAAGAAAGAUACCUUGCAGAACAACUUCAGUAGUUCUGGUGACUUGUCUGAAAGACAAGUUCCUGGUGUGUAUCAGCAGUACAGAUACUUCUUAGGAGGGUUAGGUAAACAGAGACUGCGAGAAGCUAGGACACUGGCUGUAGAUUACCUAAUACUUUUGCUUGCUGGUAUCUGCUUAGGAACACUUGCUAAAGUGAGCGAUGAAACGUUUGGUGCCAUGGGAUAUACAUACACAGUCAUUGCUGUUUAUUACUGCAUUGAGAUCUUUCUCUCUUGA
Raphanus sativus (radish) is the source of this 1032-nucleotide messenger RNA. Its product is annotated as ABC transporter G family member 28-like. The annotation marks the transcript as partial. Gene Ontology annotation, molecular function: ABC-type transporter activity. Lineage: Eukaryota; Viridiplantae; Streptophyta; Magnoliopsida; Brassicales; Brassicaceae. The transcript has 5 exons. The record is from RefSeq and is a predicted model, not a curated record.